Molecule: messenger RNA, 2697 nt
Organism: Heteronotia binoei (common prickly gecko)
Lineage: Eukaryota; Metazoa; Chordata; Lepidosauria; Squamata; Gekkonidae
Gene: RASSF1
Product: Ras association domain family member 1
Exons: 5
Coding region: 417-1238 (273 amino acids)
Biological process (GO): Ras protein signal transduction
Cellular component (GO): nucleus; microtubule cytoskeleton
Source: RefSeq, a predicted model, not a curated record
CGUUUCAAUCCCAACGGCUGCCAAGGGGGGUGACGAGCGUCUCUCCGCCCCAGCUGUUGCCAUUCGAGCAGCGCCAGCCGGGGAGGGCGCACGGUGAUUGGGUGUCUCUCGACUGGUGCUGGGCUCUGGCUGCCAGGAGAACUAACGCAAUAGGAAACGGGCAAAUAGGGUUGCCCGUGAGCCUUUAUUUAGGGAGUUAUCCGUUUUAAAAAGCGAGCUGAGUCUCAGGUUUCGGCGGAGCGAGAAGAAAGAGAAAGUAGUGGUUGGGCAGGAACCGGCGUGGCGCAAUCUUUCCGCUGUCGCUUGAGCUCGGAGCUGCUUCCCUGGCAAAAGACACGCGAGUCUGCAGCUGGAGGUCUUGAGCUACUCCACGCCUAAGGUGUGAGAAAGAAGCCUCCCAUUCGAGCUUGCUGGAUAUGAGCGAGUGUGACGCGGCUGCCAACCCAUCUUUCGAGAUGACCUGGAGCAGCACCACCAGUAGCGGCUACUGCAGCCAGGAAGACUCGGACUCGGAGCUGGAGCAGUACUUCACAGCCCGAACCUCCUUCAUCCGCAAGCCCCACAAGGAAAAGGAUGAGCAGAUUGACUGGGAGAAACCGAUUUUGUCCCAAACUGAGAUAGAGCAGAAGAUAAAAGAAUACAACAGCCAGAUCAACAGCAACCUCUUUAUGAGUUUGAACAAAGAUGGUUCCUAUACUGGCUUCAUCAAGGUGCAAUUAAAGCUGAUCCGUCCUGUCUCAGUACCUGCUAAUAAAAAGGCACCCUCUAUCCAAGACACAAGGAAGAGCUCCUCACGCAGCCAAGCAGUAAAGCGUCGCACCUCAUUCUACCUACCCAAGGACACAGUCAAGCACUUGCAUAUAAUUUCUCGUACAUGUGCCAGUGAGGUCAUAGAGGCCCUGCUCAAGAAAUUCAUGGUUGUUGACAACCCCCGGAAGUUUGCCCUCUUUGAGAGAACAGAAAAAGAUGACCAAGUAUAUCUCCGCAAACUUUCUGAUGAGGAGCAACCUCUGCAUCUCCGACUGCUGGCUGGCCCUAGUGAGAAAGCACUUAGCUUUGUUCUAAAAGAGAAUGAGACUGGAGAAGUCAAUUGGGAUGCUUUUAGUAUGCCUGAGCUGCAGAACUUCCUGCGUAUCCUACAACGUGAAGAAGAGGAGCAUGUUAGACAAAUCCUGCAAAAAUAUACCCACUUCCGCCAAAAGAUUCAGGAGGCUCUGACCACCAGGACCCCGGGUUGAGGUGCCCAUUCCAGACCCAGCACUCCAGCAAGGAUAAAAUGCCAAAUACAAAGAAGUGGUGAAGCCAAGUGGGACUAUGAAUGAAGCAAUCCUAGGAGUGUCUGUGGACUGAAUGCAUCUCUGGAGGGACAGGGGGAUGGGAAAGGGGCUACAAGGAUGUCUGGUUCCCUUGGUGAGCCAAUUAAUGGGUGCAUGUGUGAUUGCUCCUUAUGGAGUGAAUGGUUAAUAGUGGUGUGGAGUGGAGUGGAAGACAGUGGGAUCAGGUAGGAAUUACCUGUGGAAUGAGUGUAAAGAUGCAAAAAAAAUUAGUACGGCUGUGGCAAUCAGGAAUGUGAUGCCAUUUUUUUUUUUAAUCACAGACUGGCUCAGUGCUAUGUUCUGCCAGUUUAAGGUUUUAAUAAGAGCAGGGUCAACCAAAGGGACCAUAAAUGCUGAUGUUUCCCCAAGAGGUCACCCUAGCAAGCACUUUCCCCUAAGACUUCUUUUGUAUUUCUGUUGGGAAUCUGAUUGUGAAGGCUCAUGGACUGGAUUUGAUCAGACUGGUUAAUCUUACCUGCUUUUUCUUUGAUCUGUAUAACAGUAGGACUACUAGAUGAACUGAGCCCUAAGGUGCCUAUCAGCUAAAGGCUGUGGCCAUACAAAACAAAUGGUAGUAAAGUCUGCCCCCUACGCUGGUGAAAUAGAAAUGGGAGAUGAGAAUAGCUGAAUAGCCUUUGGUAAUGUGUGGUGGAAAUCAAAAUGCCAAAGGAAUAAUAAUCAAAAGAAAAGCAAAGAGUUUCUGGUAAAUUUCUUCCACUGUUACUCUAAUUCCAGUGCUUACUUUAGAAUAGCUAUUUAGCUUAAGGUUGAUGCCCUGCACCCCACCCCUCAAAAGCAAGGACAGUAAGAGGAAAUGGAGUAGAGCCAUCUUCCAAAAACACAAAUCUGUGAAACUGAUAAGGAGAUGGACAUUACUUUUCUUAUCUUAUAUUGCUCUGUAUAUGAAAAUGUGGAGAUGGGGGACAUAACAAAUCCUGGGAUUUAGAUUUCUGUUCUGUUGAGGACAGCUGUUGUUUUGACUGUGUUCAGUUUGUGCAUGCACACAGGUACCUGAAUGCCUUUGACAGAUAUAUGUAUAAGGGACAUUCCUGACUUUAAGACCUAGCAUGGCAUCUCUUCUUAUCCCUGAGGAGUAGUUGUACUUCCUUGUUGUGGGGGAUGGCAUCUGUACCUUGAAGCAAAUUACACUGCUUACAUUUACAGAGCUUGAGCAAAUCUUAUUUGUAUGUUAUGUGAAAAGUGAAGUACACUGUUCAAAGCAGGCACUUAGAGAAAACUAUGCUUAUUAGCAGUGGCAGGUCCUAUUGAAGAGUACAGUUUAAAAUAAAGUUUGCCUUGAGCACCCAAAGGAUGAAAGCUCAACUAUUCAAGGUGUCAGUGGUGCUGUUUGUAUACCAAUCAAUAAAAGAUUCAGGGAUGA